GGAGGUCCCAACAGCAAAAAGUAGAGACCACUACCAUAACCCAAGUCUUAAAACCGCUCCAUCAGAGGAAGGACGGAGAGGGCGCGCAGCGGAGAAGGGUUUGGCGGCUUCGCCAAGAACCAUGGAUUCAGGUGUUAUAACUCUGCAUCAGCAACAGAGUAAUUUGGGAUUCUUGUUUAUCUUGGAGAACACUGAACCCUGCAUAGAAAUUCCAGAUGGCGGUGAUUUUAUUGUUUCUAGUCACUAGUUGUAUGCAUCAUUGUGUAUGUGGACGAAGAAAUCUGAACAGCGGCAAUGAUAUCAAUAUUUAUGUUUUAAACGAAAAAAAUAAUUCUUUGCAUAUCACUAUCAGUCUAUCACACCUUCUCCACUCUGACCAUUUCUGAACCUUUGGAAGACUAUCAUAAUGUGAAUGGACUUGUUCCCUUGACUGGAGGAGGUUGAAUGGAUCUUUUAAGUUGAUGUAAAAUACAAAGGACAGCAUGGGGACCAACGAUUUUGAUGGUUCAGAACUUGACAACAAGACAACUUCACUUCAUGAUCAGUUCUCAACACAGUUAUCAUUAUCUAGUUCCAAUGAUAGCGAGGAGAUUGCAACUUCUUCAUGUCCUGACAAGGAAUGUCCUUUGGCCAUCCUUAAUUUAUCCCUAAAAAGUUUUAAGCAGGUUGCUACCGAGGAGGAUGCAGUUAAAUGGAGUCUUGAAGAGAACGGUUUACCCUUUGUUCUUUCAGACUCGGAAUGGGGUGAUUCUUCAUAUGCUAGCUCUCUCAGCGAACAAUCAUCUACGAUCAGUACCCCCAGUACGCCAUUCACUGUACAGUCAGAUACUCAGUCUGAGGAUCUUGACAGAACAGAUAUCUGGGUUUCUUCUUUAGAUCUUGAAGCUGAGGAUUCUGCCUUGCUGCCAGACAAGGAACAGCUUCCAGAUGUACUCGGUUUUGAUUUCCCCAGCCCUUCUUUCAGUUCAAUCAGAAGCCUCCAGUUUGGUCCUUCCAGUUAUAGUACAGGAACAUUGCAGGGCAAAGAAGCCAACGACUCUGAUGAGCCAAUAUUCUGGCCAUUUGAGUGCACUUCCUACAACAGUCCUGAAUUUGACAAAUUUCUGAGUGUGUCGCCUCGUAGGAACACAACGGAUCUCAGGUAUGCUGAAGUUCGUCACUUGAAUCCAAUCUUGCAGAGGCUCCGCAAGAACACACUUUCUUCAGUGAAGAAGUGCAUUGAACCGCGUCAAAGGACUAGCAAUUCAGACCCAAAAGGAAGCACGGCCUCCUCCCAAGAGAAGAUUCAGAAGACGCCUGCAGUUCCCUCCAGGUUAAGCAGGACAACAAAAGCAUCUGUACCCUCCAGUCAUCACCAGAAACGAAGGCCACCUCACCUGAAACUUGGUGGUCCAAGAAAGGUUAGCACUCCACAAUUGCAGGCAGAUCAUCAUUCUACUAAAAAGAAUGAAGCAUCAGACGUCCAGAAACUAGCGGAUAAGAAGAGUCGGAUUGAAGAGUUGAUUGGAUUGGAUGAGUUUGAUGGCCAUGAAGGCAUGGGCUCGGAUUCGUCAGACCACCAAUUUAAUCUAUGGAUAUCUCCAAGGUAGUUGGCCUAUGCAAUCAUCCUGCUGUAAGCAACCUACCAUGAGCGAUCCACAUAGGUUCUUCCAUAGGUCUGUCUGUAGCAAUCAGCAGCCAUUACAUUGUGGAUUUAAGUAUCCGUGCAUUAGCAUUGCUGUGAUGUCAAAGGCAGGGUUUUUGUAAACCAAGAUGGUGUGCUUCGUAAUCCUCAAUAUAUAUAGGACCUGUUGUCUGAUGUCAGUUUCAGGUCCUUUUUUUUUGGCAAUGCUAAUCUAGAUCUGACAUCAGAUUCUGGUGCCCUUGCAUCAUGAUGUAGUAUGGCAUAAUGAUAAUGGCAUCUGCAACUGCAACUGCAAAGAUGUAGCAUGUAAAGUUGAAGCUUCCCGUUCAAGUAUCUGCGAAAAGAUGUCAUAUGCAUACAUCUGCAUUAGCAAGUGCAGCAGUACAAGUGCCACUUGUAUUCUUAGCAUUUGUCGCCUACCGCUUUGCUUGGCCAUCCACGCAGAAGUGUUCAGAGGCUUGCAAUGUUUGGUUCACGUUCAGCGGAAUCGACUCAGAUGGCAACAAAUCCUAGAAAGCUGGCGCUGCCGUAUGCAAAAUCCUUUGGCGGCUGCGCUGUUUUGCAGAAACUGAUGGACUACGAGGCGUGAAGAAAAACCCCAUCUCAACACUUUGUGUCGAUGUUAAGAUGAUCUUUUUCGUGUUGGCUGCCGACCACAUCAUAUUUAUAAAAGAGAAAGUUAUAUAGAAAACCUGAUGGUUUCUUAUGUUCCUACGUGGCCCCAUGGAUUGAUUGAUGCUUACUAGAGUUUAGCAUGGGCAAAGUAUCCUGUUCCAUUUC
Messenger RNA from Sorghum bicolor (sorghum), 2404 nucleotides. RefSeq lists its product as uncharacterized. Lineage: Eukaryota; Viridiplantae; Streptophyta; Magnoliopsida; Poales; Poaceae. The record is from RefSeq and is a predicted model, not a curated record. The transcript is spliced from 3 exons. The coding region runs from base 483 to 1589 and encodes 368 amino acids.